UGAGGUAAGAAAAUUUACACGCAGUUUAAUCGGAUGCUGUAGCGAAAGGCGCGUGCUGCUUAAUCAAGUCACAGCUGAAAAAGGCCCGGUGCUGCUGGAAGAGCUCCAUCAUUCCCAUUUGGGUUUUAUUCAGACUUUCAGAAGUGCGCAGUUUGACAAACCGCUGCUCAUCAUGGCUGUCGACGGAUGUGGACUCGUGUGCAAAUAUAUUCUCAUCCUUUUCAACAUUAUCUUCGCCGUGGUUGGGUUGGCGUUUUUGGGCCUCGGCUUGUGGCUCAGAUUCGGCGAGAACACCAGAGGGAUCUUUGGUAUCGACGCGCUCAACUCCAGCGCUUUCGUCAUAGGUGUGACCGUACUGAUCAUUCUUGGUUCAAUCAUGCUGAUUGUGGUGGCGUUUGGAGACUACGGCGCCUGCAAUGAGAAAAAAUGUGCCCUGCAAGUGUUCGCCAUCCUGCUCUUAUUUCUGGCUGUGGCUGAGUUUGUCAUCGGAGGACUUGCCUAUUCCAACAGCAACAUGGUUGGACUGAGACUAGGAGAGUUUUAUACCACUUUAUACAGCCUCUAUGUGAGCAGCCAAGAUCCAGCAAUUGGUGUCACACUCGCAUUCAUCCACAACUCGCUGCACUGCUGUGGAAUGACUGGAGUCCCGCUAGUUGAGCUAGUGAAGCAGACCUGUCCUAAACCAAACGGCGUUCUGGAGCACCUCGUCAUGCCUAACUGUCCCACUACCAUCGUCACAGUCUUCGACAGCCGGGCACCGCUGGUGAUGGGCAUCUUCAUCGGAAUUGGAGCUCUUCUGAUCACUGCCCUGGUCUGCGCCAUUGUCCUCCUGAAACAGCUCAAGAAAGUGCAUCAGGACAUCACCGCUUACUAUUCGUCUGUGUACUAAGUCGACCAUCGCUGGAAAGUCAGCCAGCAGAUCAGUGUUUACAGCCUUUUCCAAUGUGUGUAUGUACGUGUGUGAACUACUGACUGCAGUUCCAGUUGGGAGGCUGCUGAAAAUGUUGUCGUAUGCCACUAGAUGAACCAACUUAUUAAAAAAAAGGUACACCAGACCAGUAGACACCUGAGCGAAACUGAAUCCAACAACGCCAAACACAACUCGACGAUUUAUCUGCAAACGUUAGUAGCCAAACCACACUGAGCCUUUUUUAACAAACAGAACCGCAUGCAGCCUCGACACGCGUUAGCUCUUUUCUUUUCUGUGAUUACAACUUUUUCUGUGUUUUAGUGAGCUUGCUUUAGCUCGUUUGUUGUUGCAACACUGGUGAACAUCACUGUCGGCAAUGUAAACAGGAGAAAAAAGGGAUGAUAAACUUUUAGAAGCUUUGAUUGUAUUCAGGUCCGAUUAUACAUUUGAAACCUUUAAGCUUACCGUUUGUUUCUUUUCGUGUCCGAUCACGCGUCCCUCAUGGGGAAUGCUCGAAAUUUUAUUGGAUUUGUUCACUUUUUUAACAUUUUUAUAUAUAUUUACAGAUUUUAAGAUAAACAAAAACUUUUUUUUGCUGUUGCUAACUACUCUUCAUUUUGUUCUUGUUGAUAUUUUAAGAGCCACAGCAAUGGCCAGGAAGUUGAGUACCAAAUAAUAAUAAAAAACUUUACAACAUUUAAAUGGUGUCUUUUAAAGCUGUAAUUUAAAACUGUUGCCUUGGUAUAAAUUACUAUAUUGGGAAAAAAAGAGAGAGAUAAUUUAAGUAAUAUGUUUAAAAGCUGAAUGCCUUAUUUUUCUUCUCACUAUACCAUGUAGUCCUGACUACUGCAUUGUAUUAUGUUAGAGCUAAAUAUUCUCUUAAAAGUUGUGGCUUUGCAUGUUUCCAUAAAAAUAACAGAAAAAAUA
Messenger RNA from Xiphophorus couchianus (Monterrey platyfish), 1837 nucleotides. RefSeq names its product CD9 molecule related (gene cd9r). The coding region runs from base 173 to 889 and encodes 238 amino acids. Gene Ontology annotation, cellular component: plasma membrane. The record is from RefSeq and is a predicted model, not a curated record. The transcript has 9 exons. NCBI's taxonomy places the organism in Eukaryota, Metazoa, Chordata, Actinopteri, Cyprinodontiformes, Poeciliidae.